Molecule: messenger RNA, 11694 nt
Organism: Caenorhabditis auriculariae
Lineage: Eukaryota; Metazoa; Nematoda; Chromadorea; Rhabditida; Rhabditidae
Source: the annotation of a GenBank genome assembly
AUGAUGGCCACGGAACCGCCGUCGUUGGAGGAGUUGCUCGAGAAAAAGAAAAAGGACGAGGAACAGUUGGCCAAGGUAAAAAAUGACUUGAAAUAUCGAUUUUUCGAAAAAAAAAGUUGCCGCGUUCAAAAGGAUUCCGCGAAAUUUAAAAUAGCGGUCAGAGAAAAAAAGAUAACUGAAUUUAGGAGUGUCAGAGAUAAUUUUAAAUUUCGCUGAAUACUGAAAAAAACCUGGAAAAAAAGUUUUAAAGCUUAUCCUAAGAAUAUGACAGUUUUUCCACAUAAUUUCAUUGAAAAUCUUCGCAAAAAACCAAUUGUUUUUAAAUAAUUCUAUUGAAGAAAUCUGAAAAUCUAACACAACAAUUUUUCAAUUUUUAAGUUGCGUUUUUUUCAUUAUAAAUGGGCAAAAAAAUAACGUCUAAAUCUUUUGAAUUUUUUCUUGAAAUGGAACCUUAAAAAGGAAUAAUUUUUCUAAGUUUCUCUGCGAUCCAGUAAUUUCAAUUUUUUUCAGAGCUUUGCUCAAACUUUAUUAAUGAACUUUGAAUAAUUGUAUUUCAUAAACUUGAGAUUUUUAAGCUAAUAUUUUUCUUUGAGAACAUAAAAGAUUGGCUAUCACGAGAUUCGAAGCAACUGUUGAAUUUCGACGCUUUAGUUGCUUCAAAAACUGCUAUUUCCUUUAUAUUUAGUGUUUUUUUAAAGCAAAAUAACCCCGGAGAGUGCGUAAAAAAAUUUUUUUACCUUUUUUUGGAAUUGGUAAGUCCUGAAGUACAUUUCAGUCAAGUUUCAUCAAAAAUUUUAACCAGGGGUUGACAAAAAUCCCUUUUUGGAGCAAUCAGUUAAGAUACAUAUUUAAAAAAGGCAGUUUUUUCUUUAGAAAGCUUUGAUGAUCAUGAGUUAUUUUUGGAAUUUUCAAUAAUUUUUCUACGAACUUUUCAGCCGAAAUUCCUGUCGAAAGAAGAACGCGCAGCUUUGGCGAUCAAAAGAAGAGAAGAAGAGGUCGCCAAAAAGAAGGAAGCCCAGAAACAAUUGGAAGAAAGUCGGAAGGCUUUUCUGGCUGGACCGGCUAAACCAAAUGGUUUGGAAGCUAACUUUUUCUAUAAAUUUUUAGUAGAAAGGUAAAAUUGACGAAAACCUGUAUUUAAUAGCAUAGCAAGGAUCAAGAUCAAAUUCUGGAGCCAUAACGUUUACGCAGCGUAAAUAAGUUCAGGGCAGGUUAAAUUGAAAAUUUUUCCAAGGAUAUGAAAAUCCUGUAAGCUAGAAGAGUUUAGUAAGAGCAGAGAUGAAAAGACAUUCUUUUGGGGUUCAAUUAUUAUUUGCGCCGCUCAAAAUUUGCGAUUUUUGAGGGAAAUAAAUGUUAAAAAUAAAUGUCUUGAGCCGGAACGUUUAUGCAGCGGGAGGUUGAGUAAAAUUGGAUUAUUUCAAAAAUUUGCGAUUUUCGAACUCUGGAAACAGAAGAUAGAAGGAAAAAUUGUUUUACCGUUUACGUUUACCUUCAAAUGAGUUCCAAGUGGGUAAAUAUACAAUUUGUUCUAUUUCCGGAAUGAAGCUUCGAAAUUGCAGAAAAAGAUAGAGAAAAGGAGCGAGACCGGGGUCGCGACCGCGACGCUGAUCGCCGACGCGACAGAAGUCGCGACCGUCGCGAUCGCAGCCGUUCGCGCGACCGAAAGGACCGACGCGACCGAAGCCGCAGUCGCGACCGUCGCCGGGACCGAAGUCGCAGCCGCGACAGACGCGACCGCCGCGACAACGACAGGAAUGGCCGCAACGGCGAUCACAAGGAGAAGAAUGUGAGGGGGAUUUUCCGACGCAAAUUGAGGAUUUUUGGUUUUUCAGGCCGAAGAAGAAGAAGUUUUCGAUUCCAACAAGCUUCAGGAUGCCGUCAAGGCUCGAUAUUUGGGAGGUUCCAAGGUAAAAAAAAGUUCAAGAGUGAUUUUCUUAGUUUAUACUGGACUCUAAUGAGAAGAUAAUACAAUUAUAUUCGAUUUGUGACUAUAAAAAUGCUCCGAAACGUAACUUUUGCAGGUUUUUUGAACUGACGUGGCUUCAUUAAUGAAAAAAAAGUAUUGGGUCAUUUUUGAUUUGAAACCAUAAUAAUGCAUCAAAAUCAAUUUUUUUUUUCAACUUCCUGAAUUCAUAUAUUGUAAUUGAAGUAAAGAAUACGGUUCUGUGCGGUUUGAAACUAUAAAAAAAACCUUCAAAAUGAAAUCGAAAAUGAUUUUUUUUUUCUAGAUAGAAAAAAGCUGGAUUAAUGCUUAUACAUGGUUUCAAUGUUUCAUUAAUAUUUUAAAAAACAAGCAAUUUGAAUUUUUUUGUUGGUCUCUGGUACUUACUAUAGAAACGCUGGAAAAAUCGGUCGAUUUUGUCUUUUUUGAAAAUGGCCAUUUUUUUUGAAAGUUUUGAAGUUUUUUUCAGUUCAAAAUUGUUUGAAUGUCCAAAAUGGGUAAAAUUCUCGAUUUCGGUAAUUUUUUAAUUUUCGAAAAACUAAAUAUUGGCGUCCUAAAAUAGGAGAUUUUGUGUUUCUUUCAAUAAAUUUCAGAUCAACCUAUUCAAUUUCACCCGAAAUAGAAAUAUGUUAAGAGCGAAAUAGUGUUCAUUAAGAUUUGGGAGCUUUUUGGCGAAAAAAAGGAAAAAAAUUCAGAAGGGAAAAUUUUUGUAAAUAUAAUGGCCAGAAUUUUCGAAAAAAAAUUGACUUCGAAAUAAUGAAGAAAUAGGUACUUUGAAACCGUUGAUAGCUUAAUAAAGCGCAAAAAAAUUGAAAAAAUUGAAAAAUUGAAAAAAUAGGCUUCGUAAGAAAGUCAACUUUUCCAUCUGUAGUCUGUGUGCCACGACUCGAAAUUUCACGGAACGACAUUCCGCUGUUCCGCUGCGUGCGGUCGCGAAGCGUCCUUCGAAUUGAUUGUUAUUGCUGUGGCUGCACAUGAAAGUAGAGUACCUUAAUAAAAGAAAUAAAAAUUAAAAACGCGACUAAGUUUCGCAAAGGCGCACAGCGGAAAAGCGGAAUGUCGUUUGGGGAAAUCCCAAGUCGUGGUACAUAGGCUAUUUUGCAACGACGUCAAUUUCAGGAGAAGAAAAAGCGGGGCCGCAGAUUACACGAAAGGAAAUUCGUUUUCGAUUGGGACGCUGGAGAAGACACUUCCCAGGACUAUAAUAAGCUCUAUCAAGAACGGCAUGAAGUAUUAAAAUCCAAAAAAAGACUUUCAGUUCAAAAAAUAAUCAUUAAGGUCCAAUUUUUCGGCCGUGGUUCGAUUGCCGGCGUCGACGUGAAUGCACAGAAAAAAGAGAAAAGCUCAUUUUAUCACAAUAUGAUGGAGAAACGGCGAACCGAUGUCGAAGUUCAACAGGAGAAGGACCGGUUUGUCUGCUCCUUUUUUGGAAAUUCAUUGUGGAAGCUCUCUGAUUGGUUAACCGUGAAGUUAGGGGCGGAGCUUAAGCGAAGACUUGACGAUAAAAAUCUCAAGAGACUAGCGAAUAGGAAAAAUGAUCCUGCCGAAUUUUGGCGAUUUCGAAAUUGAGUCGUUAUAAUGAUUCCGCGAAAUAGGAAUUUUAGGACCCGCGAAAAAUAAAAUUUUGGUCCUACUAUGAGUGAACCUCCACAUUUGGGAAAAAAUUGGGCAUUUUCCGAUCAAAAUUUUGUUCUCUAACGACUCCAAAAAUGCCAAUUUAGUGUACUACGCGAGAUCUUUUUCAGGAAAUAAAAUGAGAAAAAAAUUAUUUUUUUGAAAAAAAGGCAUCAUCUCUUAUUCGCGGUACGAAACGGCGAAGUGAACCAUUUCAUUUCUAUUUGCGAAGCGGUUGCGUCGCGGUUCUGGCGCCAAUCCAAAAAGUUAUCCUUCUCGUCGAAAUCAUUAACAUUUUUCUCGAGGCCUUUUUGGAAAGCGUUUGAAUCAAUUUGGUCAGAAGGAAACUUAAGAAAAAUUCAAAAUUCCGAUGGUUUAAAAUUCUCAAACAUAAUUUGAAUGCCAAGCUGAGAAAAAUAUGUCUUACAUAGUCCGUUUUUUUUUCGUCUUGAAACCCUGGGAUUUCUCUGCGCCCUCCUCGUCUCUCGGUGUCUCUCUCAUGUUGACGUGCUAUUUUCAUGUUUUUCUGACCUCGUCGGUGAGGGAACAGAGAGACGCAGACACUCAAAAACUCUCAAGUCCCGUUGGACGAACUAUAUAAAGUUUCAAAAAAGAAUUAUUUUUUUUUUGCAGAAUGGAAAAAGAGAAGCAGAAAGAACGGAAAACGGCUCACGACGAUCGUCAUUGGAGGAUGAAGUCCUUGGAGGAAAUGACGGAUCGUGAUUGGCGCAUUUUCCGCGAAGAUUUCAACAUUUCCAUCAAGGUAGCUCACAGUAAGAAAAAAUCCAAAUCGAGUGUAAUUAUCAUCGAAAUUAAGUUUUUUUAUACUGUUUCGUAAAUUUUACAAAGCUUGUUCUUCUGUUCACAACAGUGAUUUUGCGUAUUUUCUUGAUUUCGUCAUUAAAAAAAGGAAUUUUUAUUGAAAAAUUCAUCAGCUCUUUUCUAUCAUUUUUGCUUCCGAGUCCCUUUUUCGAGCCCUCAAAGUUCCAGUAAAAGUUCAAGACUUAUCUUUUCCCACCUUGAUUCAUUUCCAUGUCCUUGUGGACUUUUUACUGUUUUAGGGAGUUUUUUAAGCUCCUUUUGGUGAAACUUGACAAAAUGGCACCCUAGGACCUCCUGAUUUCGGAACAAAAAUUUUUUUUUGCAAUAGAUCUUUUUUUGAGUCUAUAAAGUACAAAAUAGCAAAUUAAGACAAAUAAACGCAAUUUUUUAGCUUUUGAAGUGUCCUAACUCGAAAACGAGAUCUACCAGGAAAAUCUCUAGUGGCCACUAUAGAGGCUCGCCAAGGACUACUUGAAGAGGACACUAAAGUGACCACUAAACCCACCUCUAUAGUGGCCACUUCAGUAGUUUUUCAUCCAGUAUUCCUUCCAGUAACUCUGAUAAUUUUAAAACAAACAUAUUAGACCAGUUAUGUCGAUCCAUUGACCCCUAAAGUGGCCACUUAAAUUUUUAGUCGCCUAGUAGUAGCACUUAGACCACUAAUUUGACCACUAUAGUGGCCACUAAAAAUUUUUAAAAUUUUUCUUGCAUCGGAACACUUCAGAAAUUGAAAAGUUUAACCCAGGGGGGAGGGAUAAAAAACACGUAAAAAAGGAGAGAAAGGAAAGAAAUCUCACAAUUUCAAACGAUUUCCAGGGCGGUCGAGUCCCAAGACCUCUGAGAAAUUGGGAGGAAUGCGGCCUUCCGGUUGAAGUCUACAAAGCCAUCCAGGAGGUUUCGAAACACGAAAAAAUCUAUUCUGAAGCUGAUUUUUCCAGAUCGGCUACGUCGAACCGACGCCAAUUCAGCGUCAGGCCAUCCCGAUCGGCCUUCAGAAUCGUGACGUCAUCGGCGUCGCCGAGACGGGUUCCGGAAAAACUGCCGCGUUUCUGCUGCCUCUUCUGGUGAAUUUCUUCGAAAAGUUGUUCAACUUGGCCACGGUUAACCCAAUCGCUCCUAUGAGACGCAAAAUAUUCCUCCCUAAAAGGCUGAAGUUUAGGCGGUCCUUAUAGAGGUUUAGAUCUGACCCUCCUGUGACUUUUAAGUGGUCCCUAUAGGGAUCUUUGAGAUUUUGUUCUGCUUAGAAAGGUGUCUCAAAUGUGACGUAUGGAGAUAUAAGGCCAUUUUUGCAAACUUUAAUGAUCCCUUUAGGGGAAGAUUAAGUGACCCCUAGAGGGAACCUUCUAGGGACCCUAAGACUGUCCCUCUAGGGACCACUCUAAAUAUUAUAAAAGUAGACGUUUUUUGACCAGAAUAAAGAUGAGACAAGCUAGUACGAAAUAUAGUCUGUUCAGAUUUAAAAUGUCAAGUACUCGCUCAAGCUCCGCCCCUAAUGGCGCGAGCCAUCCACAGAGCGUUUUCAAAUGACGUCAUUCUACUUGACAUUCAAAACCUGAACGGACUAUAGGCUACAUAGUUGCAAAGACUUUCAAAGUUCAGUAUUAAUUUUUAAAAAAUGGUUGCAGCCUUGAAUGAAAUUGGCGAAUUUUUAGGUCUGGAUCACGAGUUUGCCAAAAAUGGAAAGGCAAGAACAUCGCGACAUGGGUCCUUAUGCGAUUAUCAUGGCCCCGACUCGUGAAUUGGCCCAGCAGGUUCAUUUUUUGUUUGAAAAAGAUGAUUUUUUGACGAGUUCAGUUUUAUUAAUUGGUAAAGAAAGUUCCGUAGGAAGGAACAGUAUUUUUGGAUAUAGAAAAAAGAAAAAAAAAGCUGGAAAAGGUUUCAAGUUUGAAAAAUAUGUUUAAGUGUUCGUUUCCGAUUUCAAGUAUAAAUUAUCCAAUGUUUUUUUCUUUCAUUUCUCGUUCAUUUUUUUAGGUACCCAAGUAGAAGUUAUUCUUAACUUAGAUAAAGAGUGUCGAUUAAAAAAAAAUCUUUUGAAAAAUCAAAAAAUUCGGGGAAAGUUAUCUGAAAAAAAAGCUGAUUUGGAAGGAUGGAUGAAGCGGUACGGUUCAUUUUCAGAUCGAGGAAGAAACCAACAAGUUUGGAAAGUUGUUGGGAAUCAAGACUGUUUCUGUGAUUGGAGGCGCCAGUCGUGAAGAGCAAGGAAUGAAACUUCGACUGGGUGUGGAGGUAAAAAUUCGAAUUUUUCUGGGAAACUUCUCACCUUUCUGUUCGAGAACUUUCGAUGGAUUUUUUUAAAAUUAUGGAUCUUUAAAAUUUUCUAAAACCUUUCGGCCACGUCAAUAAAAUUAGUAAAAAACUCUGACUUUGACGUGAAAAUUCAACGAAAAUUUCAAGUUUAUUAUUAUUUUUUGACUUAUAGCACGACACUGUUAGAAAAAAAAAUAUUUUGAACUGUGACUAAAACAGUAGUUUUUGAAACGAAAAAAAUAUUUCAAAAAUAUUUUUUUCAGCCAAUUUCUAUUUUUAUUUUUGUGGUGAAAAUGUGUUGUAAAAUUUCAUAAGAAGUGAUAGGAAGAAGUUAUAGAAAAUGUCACAUUAAAAACGGACCAUUAUACUCAAAUUACUAAUUUUUCAUUUUUUUAAGUGUGAUUUUUUUGAAUUAUAGGAGCUUGAAGUUACUGGGGGAACGAUACGGAUCAUUUUCUAGAUAGGAAAAAAACAACAGACUCAUCUGGGGAAAUGUUUAGGGACCACUUCAGUAGUUUUUCAUCCAGUAACUCUGAAAAUUUCAAAACAAACUGAUCCUUUGACCCCUUAAGUGGCCACUAAAGUUUUUAGUGGUCUAGUAGAAGCACUUAGACCCCUAUUGUGGCCACUAAUUUUAAACCCCUUAAGUGGCCACUUAAUUGACUACUAUAUUGACCACUAAAACGUCAAAACCGAAAAGCUGAAAAAAUGAGGGAAGGAAGCUCAGAGAUUUCAGCAAUUUUUCCCGAACAUUAAAGAAAUUUUCGUUCCUUUUUCCAAUAUUUUUAAAAGGGCUUGUGAACUUUUUCAAACUUACAAGAGCAUGUCUGAUCAAAUUUAUUUCCAUUUCCAACAUUUGAACACUGUUUUUCAUCAGUUUUUUGAAAGGAAAAAACGUUUAAAAUCGCCUAUUUUUCCUAUUUCAGGUCGUCAUCGCCACUCCUGGACGUCUUCUCGACGUUCUAGAAAACAGAUAUUUGCUUCUGAGUCAGUGUACUUAUGUAAUUCUCGAUGAGGCCGACCGGAUGCUCGACAUGGGUUUCGAGCCUGAUGUCCAGAAGGUAUCUUCUUUUUUUUUCUCAAUCUUUAAAAAAAAGAGAUAAUUUUCUGAAUCUUUAGGUUUUGGAAUACCUACCGGCGACGAAUUUGAAACCGGACACUGAGGAAUUCGACAACGAAGACGCUUUAAUGCGAUCUUUCUCUACCAGGGAGAAAUAUCGACAGGUUAGUGGAACGGAAAAUUUGAUCCAUUAUUUAACCUAAUGCGUUAAAUAAUUCUCUGCUCCCUCUUUAUCUCUCAGCGAUUUUUCUUUUUUUUUUCACGUGCUUUUUCAUGUUUUGACGAGGGAAAAGAGAGAGCAGACGAGUCAGAAUCCUUUGAUUCGGGAGGAAUAAGAGUAAUUUGAAAGUUAUGAAAGGGGACUGAGAAAUUUCAAAUUCAUAGGUUCAAAAACGAAGGUUUCUAUUUGUUUAUUGAUUAAAAAAAUUCUUGAACAUCUUAAAAAAAUAUUUCAAAAAAAUAGAAAUUCAUAAGUUUUUCAACGUAUCUUUUUACGCAGGAAGAUUUUUUUAAUUCAGAAUUUUGAAAAAAAUUCACACGAUAAGAAUCAAUAUUCCGGGACAGUUUUUUUCGGAAACUUCAGAUUCAAAUUUAAAAAAAUCACAGUAUUAUAAUAAUACAAUACAAAUUUAAGGUUAUGAAGAAGACUUCUUUUUAAACUUUUUCAUCUAGACUUUUUCAGACAACGUUAUAGAAAAUGUCACAUUAAAAAAACGGACCAUUAUACUCAAAUUACUAAUUUUUCAUUUUUUUAAGUGUGAUUUUUUUGAAUUAUAGGAGCUUGAAGUUACUGGGGGAACGAUACGGAUCAUUUUCUAGAUAGGAAAAACAACAGACUCAUCUGGGGAAAUGUUUAGGGACCACUUCAGUAGUUUUUUUCAUCCAGUAACUCUGAAAAAUUUCAAAACAAACUGAUCCUUUGACCCCUUAAGUGGCCACUAAAGUUUUUUUAGUGGUCUAGUAGAAGCACUUAGACCCCUAUUGUGGCCACUAAUUUUUAAAACCCCUUAAGUGGCCACUUAAUUGACUACUAUAUUGACCACUAAAACGUCAAAAACCCUAUAGUGGUCACUAAAAAAAUUUUUCCCAGAAAAAUUAAAAAAACUACAGACUGUGAUGUUCACGGCGACGAUGUCACCGGCUAUCGAAAGACUCGCCCGGGCUUACCUCCGUAGACCCGCAAUUGUACACAUCGGUUCCAUUGGAAGACCCACCGAACGUGUCGAACAGGUUACUGUUUCAGCUUUGUCUAUAAUAAUAAUGAUACUCUAUUCCAGUUAAUUAAGCAAAUGAAUAAAAAAUGUAGAUAACAAAGAAGUGAAAGAAAAAUACUGGAAAAAGUCGGUUUAAAAAGUUUUUAAGGAGGAUUUUUUCUUUUGAAUGUUCUUGAGUGCAGGCUCCUGUUUCAGUUUUUUCGAAGAAGGAAUAAUUCCAAACUUUUUCAACAAUUAGGCCCGGAUAUCUGAAUUUUUUUAUGUCCAGGAUAGUUUUUCAAUAAGAUUUGAUAGAAUUUUUUUCGAUGAAAAAAAUAGAAAAUCAAAAGAAUUUUUUUAAUGAUUUAAUGACUAUUUUUUUAGAAGUUUCAGAAGGAAGAAAUAUGUAUUUUUUUCAACCUCAAACCUCUUGAAAAUAAAUUGGAAAGAUUUUUUUCUAGGAUAAAUCUAAAAUGCUGUGGAAAGGCCGCAAAGGUCCUUAAAUAGCAAAGAAAUAUGAAUUUUUCAACCUUAAAGCCUCGUGAUAAUGUGAGAAAACUCUCGAAUUUCGAAUUGAAAAAAAAAAUCCUUCAUAAAAACGGACCGGCUUUUCCAGAAUUUCUAGUUUUGAAGAAGUAAAAUUGGAAGUAAUUGGUCAGAUGGAGCUUUAAUGAACUUUUAAGCGAACAAUGAAAUCGUGAAAAUGAAUAAAAUGUGGAUUUACAGUGAUAGGGGGAAGGUUUGAGAUUAGACUAGAUCAGAUCUCUUAGAGAGAAGAGUUUUUAAAUUUUCGGGGUCUUUUAAAAUCAAAUCGACCAGUUAAAGGAAUUGAUAACAGCUCGGACCAAAAAAAAAAAACGUGAACGGGGCAUUUCUAGAGACUACUUCAGUAGCCUCAGCGCUCUUAAGUGAUCCCUAGAAAUGGCCAGAAACGUCCGAAGCACGUCUGUUUCACGUUAUCAAUGUCCGAGAGAAGUCGUGAAAAUAACGUUUCAUCUAGAGCACAUAAGAGUUUCAUUCACCUUCCACAUAAUCUAGUUUUUUGAAGGUGGUCCACAUGAUUCCCGAGGAAAGGAAGCGAAAGAAGUUGGUCGAAGUUCUCGAGGAGCAGUUCCAGCCGCCCAUCAUUAUCUUCGUCAAUCAGAAGAAGGUUAGGUUGGAAAAAUAGCACGAAAUCGCAGUUAUUCCCAAAAUUUUAGUAGUCUCUCCACUAACCAGACACUAUCUCUUCUAUCAUCGAGCCAGCCCUUAAUCAGCUAAAUGAGAAAAUAACUUUUUGAUGAUUUUUGUCUUAUUUUCAAAUACUAUUUUAGGGAGCCGACCUUCUGGCUAAAGGUCUCGUCAAGCUUGGCUUCAAUCCGACGGUUCUUCACGGUGGAAAGGGCCAGGAUGCCCGUGAAUAUGCCCUCAGCGCCCUGAAAGACGGAUCCAGUGAUAUUCUCGUCGCUACGGAUGUCGCUGGAAGAGGUUGGUUUAGAAGAAAAUUGGUCCCUAGAAAAUUUUUGGGUACAAAUUUGAAUUGAAAAGGGACAAAUUUGACCGCGUCGCCGACAACUCUAAGAAUAACUACCCAGCCCGGUGAGCGAGAUCGCUGGCGGUAAAAAAAAACUUGUCGCUUUGCCCUCUUCUAGGCGCUGACUCAAGAAAAAUUGAAAAAAAGGCGGUAUCGCGCCAAAAAAUUUGCGAGAUCGCGUUAAAAAAAUGCAAGUUCCACAAAGCAGCACCUUGGCUAAGAAUAACUAGCGAGAGAAAGGCGACAUCGCUUGCGCGACGUUGCAUGCAAUCCGAAAAGUUUGCGAGUUAAAAAAAUGCGAUAUCGCGUCGAAGAAAAAUAGGAGACCCACCGCGAGGGCAGAAGCGACAUGUUUGCCAGGUCGUCAAUUUUCCGUCAGCGAUAUCGUUUUGGCAGUUCAUCUUACCAGGGGAUGGUCUUUGGACGCAGUGGGACUUCUGAAUGAGAGCUGUUGAAUUUAACAAGCUUUUCUAGAUAUAGUUUUUCACGCUGAUUUCAAAUCUGCUCUCAAAAGUUUCCAAUACGUCUGUAAAAAAAGUUAUGGACCCUCAAAAUACCGAAAUCUUCAAUUAAACUUACUUGUAGGGUGAAGAUCAUGCUCCUCUGGUUGCAGAAAACUACUCGACUUUUGAGGGUCCAUAACUUUUCUCACAGGCGUAUUGGGCAACUUUUGAAACCAAAUCUUGAAUCAACGGAAAAAAAUAAAUCUAGAAAAUCUGGUCUCUUUAGACCAAUCUCUGGUGAGUGUAGGCCAGGCUAGACGGUCCUCAGCUCUCUUCAGAAGACAAAAUGAUAAAUACAGUUUUUUGAAAUAUAUCAAAGACAGUUUGACUUUUUCCAGGUAUCGAUAUCAAGGACGUUUCUCUUGUUUUGAAUUACGACAUGGCCAAGACGAUCGAGGACUACACUCACAGAAUCGGACGUACCGGUACGCCUUCUUAUUAUUUUGUACAUUUUAUUCAUUUUAUUCCUUCUUUUUGAUUUUUUCAUACUUUUUACCAAGCAGUAUCACCACAAGUCGACAAAGAUUUCUUCUCAGAAAACUAAUUUUUGAAGUAAUUUUUUCGGAACUUUUUCGGAACUUUUUCAGAGAUUUUGUAAAGGAUUCUUUUGGACUCUUUAUUUUAUUAUUUUCCCUUUUUAGAUUUUUACAUGAAAAUCAGUUUUAUAAGACUUUUUAUAGAUUUUUUUGAAGAGGUGGAGAUUUUUUGGACUUCUUAAUCUUUUUAUAUUUCCUUUUUUUCAAUUUCAAAGAGGCGAAAUUUUACCAAAUAUCAACGAGGAAUUUUUUUCAGGAAAUUGA